This is a messenger RNA of Papaver somniferum (opium poppy), 1082 nucleotides long. RefSeq lists its product as uncharacterized. Lineage: Eukaryota; Viridiplantae; Streptophyta; Magnoliopsida; Ranunculales; Papaveraceae. The transcript has 3 exons. Bases 170 to 694 code for a protein of 174 amino acids. The record is from RefSeq and is a predicted model, not a curated record.
UUGAAUGUUAGGUUGGAUCAGUAGGUUUGAAGAUAUGAAAUCCCCACCAUCAGCACCAAAGAAAAUCUGGUGAACUUGAGAACGGAGACCAACAUCUAGUUAACUAGUUUAUUCACUAAGAAAGACAACAAAUAGGUAUAAACAGAACUGAACAUCACAGUUCGGAGAUAUGAAGCAAAAUCUUGAGAAGAAAACUAGCAAAGAGAGCACAUGGAUGAGUACACCACCACCACCUCCUCCACCACCACCAGUGCUAAGAUACUACUGCUGGCGGACACCAGCAUCUAGUACUUGGAGUGCCACGAACGAGGAGAUUGCACGGUUUUGGAGGCAGAAGAAAAUAAACGAGGAAGAUCACUUCCUCGCUGCUAUCAAAGCUGCUGCUCGUAUUAGAGCUCGUAAUCUGAAUGAAGAAGACUACAGAAAGUUUGAAGAGUCAUUAAAUGAGGAAGAGCACGACGAAGAAAACAAGAUGAAAGAAAACAACAACAAAAUGGAGGACGAUUCAAUGAACAAAGAGAUACGCGUUGGAAUAAAGGACUGGUGGACAAAGAGUAAGUAUGCUUAUCUGAACCAACCAGCAGAGGAAUCCAUGAAAAAGCCGAAGAAAGUCUCAACUUAUGUACCAAACAAUUUGGUCUUCUAUAAACCCCUUCAAACUCAACCUCUAGUUGCUUCCUUUGGCAUAUACUAGAUAUCUUUUCUUCAGCCACUGCUGUUUAAGAUUGAGUGUCCUUUGUAUCGGAAUCCCACUGAGUUCCAAUGGAGCUUGGUCUUGUCUGAAUUUUAGUCCACCUGGACGUGAUCCUGUUAUUAUUGUAAUUUGUAAGAGUACUGUAAUGUUGCUCUAGUGUUUGCCUAAAGCCCUGUAAGUGUGAUAUUAAGUUCUACCAUGUUACAACCAAUUCUUGCUAUCAACAAUUGCACUAUGAAUUUACGUAAGUGUUACUGUGAUAAUGGUGCUACUGUAAUAAUGGUGCUCUAGUGUUUGGCUAAAGCCCUAUAAGUGUGAUAUUAAGUUCCAUGUUACAACCAAUCCUUGUUAUCGACAAUUGAACUAUAAAAUUUAUGUAAUAAUGUUA